Messenger RNA from Sorex fumeus (smoky shrew), 1409 nucleotides. RefSeq names its product ankyrin repeat domain 10 (gene ANKRD10). The coding region runs from base 139 to 1362 and encodes 407 amino acids. Gene Ontology annotation, molecular function: protein binding. The transcript has 6 exons. NCBI's taxonomy places the organism in Eukaryota, Metazoa, Chordata, Mammalia, Eulipotyphla, Soricidae. The record is from RefSeq and is a predicted model, not a curated record.
GCCCCGGCCCCGUGCGCGCUUCGCUCGGCAGCCGGCGGGACGCGGCGGCGGCGGCGCUGCUCCGACUUCUUUGUGCUCGGGUGGCGGCGGCGGCGGCGGCCUAGCGGGUCCUCGCGGCGCGUCCUCUCGGCCCAAACCAUGUCGGCGGCCGGGACGGGCUCGGGCGUGGAGGCGGGUUUCUCCAGCGAGGAGCUGCUGUCGCUGCGCUUCCCGCUGCACCGCGCCUGCCGCGACGGAGACGUGGCCGCGCUCUGCUCGCUGUUGCGGCAGGCGCCGCGCGCCCACCUGGCCGCCGAGGACUCCUUCUACGGCUGGACGCCCGUGCACUGGGCCGCGCACUUCGGCAAGCUGGAGUGCUUGGUCCAGCUGGUGCAGGCCGGAGCCACGCUGGACACGUCCACCUCGCGCUACGCCCAGACCCCGGCGCACAUCGCCGCGUUCGGGGGCCACCCCCAGUGCCUGCUGUGGCUGAUCCAGGCCGGAGCCAGCGUUGACCAGCCGGACUGUGAGGGCGAGACUCCGGUCCACAAGGCCGCUCGCUCCGGGAGCCUGGACUGCGUGGGCGCCCUUGCGGCCAACGGGGCAAGGAUCGACCUGAGAAAUGCCAGUGGCUUGACGGCAGCAGACAUUGCUGAAGCCCAGGGUUUCCACGAAUGUGCCCAGUUUCUCUUGAACCUGCAGAACUGUCACCUGAGCCGGCCCUACAGGAACGGCGCCUUGAACGGUGGCCCCCGGAGCGCGUUCCCGGGCCACCCAGCCGUGGGGCCGCGCAAGAGAUGCCUGGACGAGACGGAGGCCUUCGGGGCCAAGAAAGCCAGGACCGAUGCCCACAGUCCCGACUGUUACUUGCCGGCGGCCAGCAGCGAGCCAGACGAUGACACCGACAGAAUGCUCGUUGACCGAGAGCUCACGGCUGUAACAGAUGUGAGGCACGCUAGCUUCGUGUCCGGCAGCAUGGCCAGCGGACGCGGCCUCAAUGGACACUUGGACUUCCCCUGCACGCCGCCGCGCACCGGGACGGACAGCAGGCGCGCCGCCCUGGGCGUGGACACUCCUGGCAGUGGCCCGGGGGGGCCCGGGGGGCGCGGGCGCGAGGAGCCCGGGCAGGCCCCGGGUGGGAGCCCCGAACUCUGUGGCGCCCUGCACCUGAAUGGGAGCCCCAGCAGCUGCGUGGCCAGCAGGCCCUCCUGGGUGGGCGAGCUGGGGGACAGCCUGCACUAUGGACACUACCAUGGCUUUGGGGACACGGCUGAGAGCAUCCCCGAGGUCAGCAGCGCCCUGGAGCACUCGUGCUCCGUGCGGGUGGCCGAGCGCUACGACAGUGCCAUCCUGGGCGCCAUGCAGCUGGACCUGAGCUCCUAGGGCCAGCGCUGGCCCCGCCCCACGUGGGCUUCGCUGCCCAUCUUGGC